CGCCUGCCAGAGCUCCAGCAUCUGCUCCUGCGGCAGCUCCAGCGCCUGCCAGAGCUCCAGCGCCUGUUCCUGCUGCAGCUACUGCUCCUAUUCCUGGACAGCCCGACUGUACAGCAACGUGGUCAGAGAAGAACCAUCUACAAGAACACUGACGGCAACCCCCAAGGAACACCAGCUAACACAACACCGCCGAGGAAAACAAGAGGACAAAAAGGAACCACACCGACGCGGACUACAAGAGGGGGAAAAGGAUUCACAUCACUGACGCUGGCACCCAAAAUAACACCAGCAACCACAACACCCACAAGGACAAUUGGAACCACAGCAUCGAAACUGGCCACCACAGGAGCACCUCGAACCAUAAUGACGCAGAGUACAAGAGGGGGAAAAGGAACCGCAGCACCGACGCCGGCAUCUAGAAUAACACCAGCAACCACAACACCGACAAUGACUACUAGAGCAGAUCAACCGACUAGAACCCUGUUGACUGGAGGAGAUAGGGAAGAGGAGGAGGAAGAUGAUGUGCACAUCUGCGGGCUGUGUCGGGCCCAGUUCAGUGAUGUGCAAGAGUUCAUCAACCACAAGAAAGGGACGUGUCCAGUGCGCCAGGCUAGGAAGCAUAAACAACAGCAGUCAUACAGAGCGUCUGAAGCCAGUACAAAUGCAGAGCUUUCUUCCAAUGGACUCAUGCACUCACAGGGAUCUACAGAUGAGUUGUCAAGGGUUGACAUGAUGGGCAAGGGAGACAAUACCUUGACGAUUCAGCUGAACCAGGAAGGGGAGACCAUCGGGUACCUGCAGUUCAGUAGCCUGAGAUCCGACCUGAACCAAGCCAGCUUGCCCCAGCCCUUGGACACAUACAGCCAGGACUUGUAUGGGCAAGGAGAUCCCAACAAUUCUAGUCAUGAAUACGUUUUGUUGCCCAACUCCUCCUCAGAUGAGGCCUAUACAAAACAGAAUGACAUAACAUUCUAUCAGGCACAACCGCACACCCAAAUGCAACCAAGUUACAGCCAAAAUGUUCUGCAAGCUGGCCAUAAUACAGAAUACACUCAAUCCUUUGAUUGUCCCAUGCUGAAUCACCAUGCCAUGCAAGAUGGUGGUGACAGUCUGGAACUGUCAGACUCUCUUCACAGCAGCAUACAGACUAUGCCACUGCCCAGGGAUGAGAAGCUCCUAUAUAAUAUGAAUAAGGAGCCAUACCCCGUGCAUGGAAGCCAAACAGGUGAUCCUUACAAUAAGCCUGUGUCGGGCCUGAUGCGACAGCUUCUCACAAAAGAUCCCAAGGAUCCACGAUGUUCCAGUGGUGGUGGGUUGGGGCAGGAGAUGCCGGUGCAGUCUCACCAUCAUGAUCACAUGGAAGAGGCAGGGGCUGAUCGGCAGAGUGACGAAUACAGGGCCUUUAAGCUGCCUGUGGCAAUGGAGAGCAAGCACUUGAAAAAAGCAAAACAGAAAAGCACUAUUGUGAAGACAAUGAAGGAGAAGAACUUUGUAUGUGAAGUCAAGGACUGCACUUACAGAACUGCCUAUCUGAAGGACCUGGAGCGUCACAUGAGGCUGCACACCGGGGAGCGCCCUUACAAGUGUGACAGGUGUGACAAGAUCUUCUCUCGCAGUGACAAGCUGCAGGUGCAUCUCCGCUACCACCUCAAUGAACGCAGCUUCAAAUGCUCUCUGUGUCCAUAUAGUUCUGUGGAGAAGGGAACUCUUAACAAACACAUGAUGGUGCACAAGGACGAAAAACCUUUCAGCUGCCAACUAUGUACCUACAAGUGUAGGAAUCGCACACAGCUUAGCAUUCACCUUCGUAUCCACACUGGAGACCAACCCUACCACUGCACCAUGUGUGAUGCAGUGUUCAAAGUGAACUCGGAUCUCUCUAGACACAUUAGGAUUCACACAGGCGAAAAGCCUUAUUGCUGCAAAUUCCAAGGCUGUGAUUACAAGUGUGCAAUAAAAAGUAAUCUGAAGAGCCACUACAGGAUUCACCACAAGAAUGAGCAAGAACAGUUGGCAUGCAAGUCAUGUAGCUUCACCACCUCUAGUAAGAAAGCCUAUAAAGAACACGUGAAGGGACACAGCGUUGUGGAAGACCUUAUCUGCAAGGAAUGCAACUAUCAGUGUGCCAAUAAGACAUCACUGAGAAACCACCAGAAAUUGCACACCAAGGAGACAUUUCAAUGCUCGUUUUGUUCUUAUGCCGCAAAACAGAAGGGUAAUCUGUUGACACACAUAGAGAGAAAGCAUGCCAAGGUGGUGUUGCACAAGUCAUCAAAGUCUAAAGGCAAAUCAAAACUGAAGGAGUUAAAGUCCAAGCUGGUCAUUAGUCAGCAGACGGAGGAAUGUGUCAGUCCUAGGAAAGGGAAUGUCAAAAGUAAAUGUGUCAAGUCCUUCGAAUGUAGUCAGUGCAAAGCCACAUUUGUGAGAGAAGAGGCCCUGAAAUGUCACGUGAAACAGCACAAGGAAACAUCGCUGUCCACUGCCUAUGCAGUUUUAAAACUUCAGCAGCCAGUAAUAAAUGAUUCUUCUACUCAGUCCCCUGCAACAAACUCCAGCGUGGUCACUGAUGGUGUCAAUGGUAAAUUUGGCCAGUCAUUAAACAGAGAAAAGAUAGCACUAACUAAUAACCAGAACAUAGAGCCUUUAAUGUUUUCAACAGGCAAAGGAUUUGUGGCAAGUAGUUCUACUGAAGCGCUUGACAUGUCAUCUCCAGAAAAAGCAUUGCCAGAAAAUUUAGACUUGGGAGUUACUGUGCAAAAUACAAAUCCCAUGUUGGCUUCUCCUUCAGCAGUAACAUACUCCAUUCAUGGCAAUGUAACACACAGUCAGGCUACCUUGGGCAUAAACGACAUUUUGAUAGCAGCAGGCCUGUCAGGGGUAAAUUCUAAUAGUAAUUCACCAACAGCUGGCAUGAAAGAUAUACAAUUAGGAUCAAUGGCACAAUCAGUUAGUGGAAAUCUUGAUAUUAGCCAAAGUGGGAAGAACUUUCUACUAGCACAGUCACCCCAGGAUGUACCCUCUGUUCAAGUACUGCAAAACAUAUCCUUGCCAUACAUAAAGCUGCCAAAUGGCCAGGUUCUUAUACUUACUGGACAAACCAACCAAACAGUUAACUCAUCAAAUGUUGUAGUUGACAAUUCAUCAUCAUUUAGUGAUAUUCAGCUGCAAAGUUUUGUUCAACAACCAGUCUACAAUACAGAGCAGAUCAUCCAAUGUGCGGCAGACUCCACCACCUCAGCCCCCAUGUCUGCUAGCAACCAGGCAUUUGGUGAUAAUCCUGAUCAACUCUCAUCACAGCAGCAUGGGGCCAUUCCAAUUCAGAUAAUCCUGCCCAAUGAUUCCCAGCAGACCUUACCAAUUGUGUCCCAGCUUCUCAGUAGUGUUCUGAAUAGAAAUGUCAGUGAAGAUGGCAACCAGCUUCAGCUUUUACAAGCAACCAGUCAAGGUUCUGGUUCCCAUUCUAUGCAGAGUUUCGUCAUUCAAAUACCAUCCCAAGCUGGGUCAAUAAAAGAUGCAGCAGGAAACAAUGUGCAGGAGAGUCAAAGUUUUGUUUUACAAAUUCCAACAUCCAAGUUUGAUUUGUAGCUAUGUUUGUGUCAUACAUUGUCCUAUACUAUAUUGUAUUGCACACAGGGUUUUCAUUAGGAGGCGGCCCGCGGCCGAUUUGACCGCCUCAAAUGUUAUUCAGGCCGGCUCAAAUUCAGAAAGAAAAUUUUUAAAAAAAAACAUCGGCAAAUUUUCAUGACGAUGGCGAGAUAUUUAGUAUUCGUUAAUAAACUAAAUGUCUGAAACGGAAGUACAAAUGUAAACAACCUUAACCGAUAUAUGUUAACUCCUUUCUCAUUAGUCGAAUUGAUAUAAUUGUCCAAUCAUGGAGCGGGUAACGAGACUGUACGACUUUGAUUCAAGGUCACAAACUGUGACAAAGUCAACAAUUGAAUAUGUCAAAAAAAAGAGAAAAAUAAACGACUUUUUCGUUUGUGUUUCGAGUAAGAACGAUAGUUCGCUGUUGAAGUUAUCUUGUUCCAGUUUUGUUAACGUUAUAUCAUUUACCGGAACCUCCAUAUAAAUGCACUUUCCUGCUACACUUACAUUUCGUUUUUUAUUCGAUUUUCGACAGAUUUAGUUGAUGUUUGGUUUCUCCGCGGAGUUUUGAUCCUCCGAGCGGUAAGUGGAUUUAUUUGUUACCACAUUUUACAGGAGGGUGAGUCUUAUUUGCAAUAACUACUUGUGGACUAGUCAUUUAAAUUGGUUUAGUUAUAUAUUUUGAAAUGUCAUUGUCAUUAUUGGAAGUUACAACUUAUUUAAAUAAUAAAUUUUCCAGUGUUUGUUUAAUUUAGAUUUUCAUUAUUACUGUAAAGAAUACAUGUAUUAUGUACUGCACAGAAAUUAUACAUUAAGCUAGGGCCAGGGCCCUUCGUCCCCGACGGGGACAUUCCACCUCAGACCCAUGCAUCUACAUGAAAAUUUAAAGAAAUAGAUUGUGAUAUUUGCUAGCCAAAGUAUUUUUUUCUGUUUUGAAUCUCUUAAAAAUACAGGUGUCUUAAAGCUCAGGAGAAGCGAUUUCUUUGUUUCAAAUAAGCUAAAUUGCAGGUGCUUCCGGGGGCCUCUGGCCCCCUGUCCAGGGUGUGCCCUGAACCCACCGUGGGCCCUAUCGGCACCCAGAUUUUAUUUUCAGGAUUUCAAAUUUGGGACAAUUGACACCCCUGAGAGUUGAUGCAACCUGAGGACUGAACAAUUCACAUUAAUAUCCUCUAUUUUAACUGAGGAAAGUAAUGUAAAAUAUGUGCCCAAAAUCGCUCAGAAGCCACGAUUUGGCACCUUUAUUUUAAAAAAAAUCAGGGGAAGCAUGCCCCCGGACCCCCCUAGCAGGAUGGCCUCCUCAAAUGACUCUAAAGCCUGCUACAAAGAAUCCUAAUGAAAACCCUGGCACAGUAUACUGUAAAAUAAACUAAUAAUCAUUUAAUUGAACUAGUAGAUGUUAUAGUUUGUAUGCCAGCCUCAUUAUUGUUUUUUAGUAUUUCCUGCUUCUUUAAAUAGGAUUUAUUUAUUUGAUACUUUAGAUUGUUGUAAAGAACAAAACAUUUUGCUGUAUAAUUCCACCUUCGAGACAUAAGUUCUUUCAGUGCAUAUAUUCUAAAAUUGUUGCAUGAACAUUUAAACUUCUGCUUAAUAGGUUUACUAGAAUCUCAAGUUUUUAAUACCAAGCUGUUAUUUAAAUGCAUGUUACAGUUCU
Dreissena polymorpha is the source of this 5236-nucleotide messenger RNA. RefSeq names its product PR domain zinc finger protein 10-like. Gene Ontology annotation, cellular component: nucleus. The coding region runs from base 364 to 3585 and encodes 1073 amino acids. The transcript has 11 exons. The record is from RefSeq and is a predicted model, not a curated record. Gene Ontology annotation, biological process: regulation of gene expression. Lineage: Eukaryota; Metazoa; Mollusca; Bivalvia; Myida; Dreissenidae.